Molecule: messenger RNA, 2223 nt
Organism: Emys orbicularis (European pond turtle)
Lineage: Eukaryota; Metazoa; Chordata; Testudines; Emydidae
Product: dual specificity tyrosine-phosphorylation-regulated kinase 1B-like
Exons: 11
Coding region: 1-2223 (740 amino acids)
Biological process (GO): peptidyl-serine phosphorylation; positive regulation of DNA-templated transcription; protein autophosphorylation
Cellular component (GO): nucleus
Molecular function (GO): ATP binding; transcription coactivator activity; protein serine/threonine/tyrosine kinase activity
Source: RefSeq, a predicted model, not a curated record
AUGCGCGGUGCCCUGGCGGCGGCGGCGGUUUGUUGUGGUCGCCAUUUUUUGUUGCAUUACUGGGAAAUCCCGGGGCGCGCGCAGGAGCCGCCCGACUGGACCGGGACCCGCCGCCGGGGGGCGCCGCCCGCAGCGGGACGGGACUGGGACCCGCCUCCGCCCGCGCCGGGCCGGGCCCGCCAGAGACCCCCCGCCAGGGCCGCUGCCGCAGGUGGCAGCAGCAGCAGUGCAGGAUGCCAGCUGCCGCCCGCCAGCCAGCCUGCCUCUCUGGGCGUCUCCCUUCCCACUGAGCCAAACAUGUCGAGCCAGCACGGUCAUGCCCCCUUCUCCAGCAUCCAGUCCAUGGCUGAUCACCCGCAGAUCCUGCCAGACCUGAGCGUCCUGCAGAGGCGAAUCCCCCUGACUUUCCGUGACUCGGCCACGGCGCCGCUGCGCAAGCUCUCCGUCGACCUCAUCAAAACAUACAAGCACAUCAAUGAGGUGUACUAUGCCAAGAAGAAGCGGCGGGCGCAGCAGGUGCCCCCCGAGGACUCGAGCACCAAGAAGGAGCGCAAGGUGUACAACGAAGGCUACGACGACGACAACUACGACUACAUCGUCAAGAGCGGGGAGCGCUGGCUGGAGCGCUACGAGAUCGACUCGCUCAUCGGCAAGGGCUCCUUCGGCCAGGUGGUGAAGGCGUACGACCACCACGACCAGGAGUGGGUGGCCAUUAAGAUCAUCAAGAACAAGAAGGCAUUUCUGAACCAGGCCCAGAUCGAGCUGCGGCUGCUGGAGCUCAUGAACCAGCAUGAUACAGAGAUGAAAUACUACAUCGUGCACCUGAAGCGCCACUUCAUGUUCCGGAGCCACCUGUGCCUGGUGUUCGAGCUGCUCUCCUACAACCUGUACGACCUGCUGCGCAACACCAACUUCCGCGGCGUCUCGCUCAACCUCACCCGCAAGUUCGCCCAGCAGCUGUGCACGGCGCUGCUCUUCCUGGCCACCCCCGAGCUCAGCAUCAUCCACUGCGACCUCAAGCCCGAGAACAUCCUGCUCUGCAACCCCAAGCGCAGCGCCAUCAAGAUCGUCGACUUCGGCAGCUCCUGCCAGCUGGGCCAGCGGAUUUACCAGUACAUCCAGAGCCGCUUCUACCGCUCGCCGGAGGUGCUGUUGGGCAUGCCCUACGACCUGGCCAUCGACAUGUGGUCUCUGGGCUGCAUCCUGGUGGAGAUGCACACGGGGGAGCCUCUCUUCAGCGGCUCCAACGAGGCAGACCAGAUGAACAGGAUUGUGGAGGUGCUGGGGCUGCCGCCCCCACACAUGCUGGAGCAGGCGCCGAAGGCCCGGAAAUACUUUGACAAGCUGCCCGAGGGGGGCUGGGCCCUCAAGAAGAACAAGGAGGUCAAAAAGGAAUACAAGGUGCCGGGCACACGGCGGCUGCACGAGGUGUUGGGGGUGGAGAGCGGCGGACCCGGGGGGCGCCGGGCGGGCGAGCAGGGCCACUCACCCUCGGACUACCUGAAGUUCAAGGACCUGGUGCUGCGCAUGCUGGACUACGAGCCGCGCAGCCGCAUCACGCCCUUCUACGCCCUGCAGCACAACUUCUUCAAGAAGACCAGCGAUGAGGGCACCAACACCAGCAACAGCAACUCCACCAGCCCGGCCAUGGAGCACAGCCACAGCACCAGUACCACCAGCUCCGUCUCCAGCUCGGGCGGCUCCAGUGGCUCUUCCAAUGACAACCGCAACUACCGCUACAGCAACCGCUACUACGCCAGCACGGUCGCCGCCCACACCGACUGCGAGAUGCAGAGCCCCCAGGCUCCUCCCCAGCAGCAGCAGCCGCGCCUCUGGGCCGGGGGGGAUGUCCCGGCGCCGCCCAGCGACGGCUACCCGCCGAUCUUACCUCACAAGCCCACGCCCAGCCAGCCAGCGGCACCGCACUUCCAUGGGGCGGGCCCGCACCCGCUCUUCCAGCCGGCCGGGCGCACCCACUACCACCGCCCGCCCGUCUCACCCCACGGCCCCGAGUGCAUGGAGCUGGGCCCGGGCCCCCGGCACCUGGACUGCGCCCCUUUCGGCUCGUCGGCCUUCCGGACUAGAGCGGCGGUGGGGGGGCGGGCGGGUGAGGGGGGGCUGCCGCUGGCCUACCCCCCCCACCUGCGCAGCCGGGCGGAGCCCGAGGACUCGGCGCCCAUGCUGGGCGUGUGCGUCCCGCAGAGCACGGCAGCCAGCUCUUGA